Molecule: messenger RNA, 4254 nt
Organism: Phanerochaete carnosa HHB-10118-sp
Lineage: Eukaryota; Fungi; Basidiomycota; Agaricomycetes; Polyporales; Phanerochaetaceae
Exons: 23
Coding region: 1-4254 (1417 amino acids)
Cellular component (GO): mRNA cleavage and polyadenylation specificity factor complex; nucleus
Molecular function (GO): nucleic acid binding; protein binding
Source: RefSeq, a predicted model, not a curated record
AUGCAAGCCCUUCGACAUGAGAUUCUUCCACCCAGCGGUGUAGAGUAUGCUGCGUGUCUGAAGCUGACUCCCGCUACUGUAGCGAAUAGCGAUCCUUCGACGAGUCAGGCGACAGGCAAGGUCCUCUUCAACGUCGUGGUAGCCCGGUCCAACUUCUUGCGCGUAUUCGAGGUGCGAGAGGAAGCACCGCCAAUCUCCACUAUAAAAGACGAAGAGCGCGAGAGACGUGCUAGCGUCCGCAGAGGCACAGAGGCGGUCGAGGGAGAAGUGGAAAUGGAUGCAUCUGGCGAAGGUUUCGUGAACAUGGGUUCGGUCAAGAAUGGCACAGCCAACCCGCCGACCGUCAAACGCUUCUAUUUCGUUCGCGAACAUCGUCUCCAUGGCACUGUUACUGGUAUGGAGAGCAUCCGUAUAGUCAGUUCCCAAGAAGACGGAUUAGAUCGCUUGCUUGUAUCUUUCAAGGACGCAAAAAUUGCUCUCCUAGAAUGGUCCGAUGCCGUCAACGAUCUCUUGACAGUCUCGAUACAUACAUACGAACGGGCACCUCAGAUGAUGGCCCUCGAGGCGCCGCUCUUUCACUCGCAACUCCGCACAGACCCAUUGUCACGCUGCGCGGCAUUGAUGUUGCCAAAAGACUCGUUAGCCAUCCUGCCGUUCUACCAGUCCCAAGCCGACCUGGACAUUAUGGAGCAAGAUACUCAGACGAGCUGCAGAGACAUUCCUUACUCACCGAGUUUCGUUCUCGACAUGACCACGGAUGUUGAUGAACGGAUCAAGCAUGUUAUCGACCUGGUAUUCCUGCCCGGAUUCAAUAGCCCAACGAUUGCAGUGCUAUUCCAGAACACGCAGACUUGGACUAGUCGGCUCCGAGAGUACAAGGACACUGUGGGCUUAAUUAUUUUCACUUUGGAUCUCGUCACUCGCAACUGUCCAGUACUCACCGCUGUCGACAAUUUGCCCUAUGACUGCCUCUACCUCGUUCCGUGCUCGGCCCAACUCGGUGGCGUCGUGAUCGUGUCUGCAAACGCCCUGAUAUAUGUAGCCCAGACAUCGAGGCGGGUUAUUUUACCAGUCAAUGGCUGGCAGGCGCGCGUCUCCGACCACCCGCUUCCUCAGUUGACCGAAGAGGAGAAAAGCCGGAACCUGAAGCUAGAGGGCUCAUAUGCGGUAUUCGUGGACGACAACAAGUUGUUCGUGCUACUGAGCGACGGAACAGUGUAUCCGAUGGAGGUGCAUGCCGACGGGCGCACAGUGUCGCGGCUCACCAUGGGCUCGGCUCUGGCCCAGACAACCAUUCCUGCGAUAGUCCGGCGCGUAACGGACGAAAACCUGUUCAUUGGCAGCACGGCCGGGCCCUCGGUGUUGCUGAAGACUUCACAUGUGGAAGAAGAUGUUAAAGAGGAAGAUGUUGAGAUGGACACCGCGCCCGCAGCUGUUGUUGACGAAGCAAACGAGAUGGAUCUGGACGACGAUGACGGUGAGCUUUGUCACUGGGUUCACUUCGCAAAGAAGCGCACAGUAGUUCACUUGUCGUUAUGUGAUAGCAUCCCCGCGUACGGACCUGUUUCCGACAUGACCUUCUCCUUGACGCGAGUAGGGGAUCGUCCUGUCGCGGAGCUUGUCGCAGCCACAGGUUCAGGCGGCCUGGGUGGCUUCACAUUGUUCCAGCGAGAUCUGCCGUCGCGCGUGAAGCGCAAAUUACAUGCCGUCGGCGGUGGUCGUGGAAUGUGGUCGCUCGCAGUGCGACAGGCCGUCAGAGUGAAUGGCUCGACGUAUGAGAGGCCGUCAAACCCGCAUCACGGUGGAAAUGAUGCUGUCAUCAUCAGCACGGACGCCAACCCGUCGCCGGGUUUGUCGAGGAUCGCGUCUCGCUCCUCAAAAAGCGAUAUCCAGAUUACCACGAGAAUACCCGGCACAACGGUCGGAGCUGCUUCCUUUUUCCAAGGGACAGCGAUUCUACAUGUGAUGUCGAAUGCCAUUCGAGUUCUUGAGCCCGACGGCACCGAGCGCCAAAUCAUCAAGGACCUCGAUGGCAGCGUCCCUCGUCCGAAGAUCAGAUACUGUAGCAUGUGCGACCCCUUUAUCAUGGUCAUCCGUGAGGACGAUUCGCUUGGUUUGUUCAUCGGCGAGCCCGAACGUGGGAAGAUCCGGCGCAAGGAUAUGUCGCCUAUGGGUGAAAAGACUUCGAAAUACAUUGCUGGGUGCUUCUUCAUGGACACGACGGGGAUCUUCCAGUCCCGGGUUAACGCAGCAGCGGCAGCAGCAGACAAGAAUGUGACGUCAACGUUGCAGACGGUGAUGAAUGCGGGCACGAGGACACAGUGGUUGCUGCUUGUGCGGCCUCAGGGCGUCCUUGAGGUAUGGUCACUGCCGAAGCUGGCGCUAGUCUUUUCUACGUCGCAUGUCUCGGCGCUAGAGAGCGUGCUUGUAGACUCUGGAGAUUCGCCGGCGUUGUCGUUGCCGCAGGACCCUCCACGCAAACCUCAAGAUCUUGACGUUGAGCAGAUCGCGAUUGCGCCUCUGGGCGAGUCGUCUUCGAAGCUGUACCUCCUUGUCUUCCUUCGAUGUGGACUCUUUGCAGUCUACGAAGCUCUGCCGGCUCCAGCAUCUACUGAUCCUCCUCCACCCACACGCACAUCCACUCUGUGCGUCAAAUUUGUGAAGGUCGUCACCCGAGCAUUCGACAUUCAGCAGUCGGAAGAAGUCGAGAAGUCGGUUCUUGCGGAGCAGAAGCGCAUCUCACGGCAGCUCAUACCCUUCGUCACUUCUCCCACCCCAGGACGGGCCUUCUCUGGAGUCUUCCUUACUGGCGAUCGGCCCUGCUGGAUUCUCUCGACGGACAAGGGCGGUGUCAAAAUCAUGCCUUCAGGCCACCAGGUGGUCCACGCCUUCACUGCAUGUUCGCUGUGGGAGUCCAAGGGCGACUUCUUGCUGUACUCGGACGAGGGUCCGAGCCUGAUCGAGUGGGUUCCUGAGAUACAGUUCGAGGGACACCUGCCCUCGAGGUCUAUACCGAGGCCUCGACCGUAUUCACAUGUCGUCUUCGAACCCACCACGACACUUCUAGUGGCGGCAUCUUCCCUGCAGUCUACCUUCACAUCAUAUGACGAAGACCGGAAUGUGGUCUGGGAGCCUGAUGAGCCGAACAUGUCCCUCCCUGUCUGCGAGACCUCGGCCCUCGAGCUCAUAUCUCCGGAUACGUGGACCACCAUGGACGGGUAUGAAUUUGCUCAAAAUGAAUUCGUGACUUGUAUGGAAUGCAUUACGCUUGAAACACUGAGUACAGAGACCGGGACCAAGGACUUCGUCGCUGUCAGUACGACUAUCAACCGCGGAGAAGAUCUCGCUGUUAAGGGCGCUGUCUACAUCUUUGAAGUUGUCGAGGUCGUCCCUGAUCCAGCGAUGGGCCAGAAACGGUGGUACCGUCUCAAAUUGCACUGUCGUGAUGAGGCCAAAGGUCCUGUGACGGCACUCUGCGGCAUGGAUAAUUACCUGGUAUCAUCUAUGGGACAAAAGAUUUUCGUCCGAGCCUUGGAUUUAGACGAACGACUAGUCGGAGUUGCUUUUCUGGAUGUCAGCGUCUAUGUUACCUCGCUACGAGCGGUGAAAAAUCUGCUGGUGAUUGGAGAUGCUCUGAAGGGUGUCUGGCUUGUCGCGUUCCAGGAGGAUCCGUACAAGCUAGUUGUCCUUGCCAAGGACUACUACCCGAUCCCGGUGGCUUGCGCAGAUCUGUUCUUCGCAGACGGAAAGGCAUCACUCAUCUCGUGUGAUGAAGAGGGUGUGCUCAGGCUCAGCGAAUAUGAUCCUCAUGAUCCCGAGUCGAGACAUGGCCAACGCCUCCUGUGUCGCACGGAAUUUCAUGGCCAGACAGAGUAUCGCACUUCACAUCUCAUCGCGCGUCGUGGCAAAGGCUUGGACGCGGAAAUACCGCAAGCGAAGUUAAUUUGCGGUCACACCGAUGGAUCGUUGACAUCCCUCACCUACGUUGACGACGCGGUCUCGAAACGGCUCCACCUGCUGCAGGGGCAGCUGGCCCGGAACGUGCAGCAUGUUGCGGGGCUUAACCCCAAGGCAUUCCGUGUUGUUCGCAACGACCGAGUUGCGAGGCCGCUCACUAAGGGUAUCCUUGAUGGGAAUCUCUUGGCCGCAUUUGAAGAUCUGCCUGUUCCGCGUCAGGUUGAGGUAACCCGCCAGAUAGCUACAGAGAGGACAACAGUCCUCAAAGACUGGCUGGACCUAGGUGGCGCAUGGUGA